This is a messenger RNA of Sceloporus undulatus (fence lizard), 1997 nucleotides long. RefSeq names its product solute carrier family 13 member 1 (gene SLC13A1). NCBI's taxonomy places the organism in Eukaryota, Metazoa, Chordata, Lepidosauria, Squamata, Phrynosomatidae. The record is from RefSeq and is a predicted model, not a curated record. Gene Ontology annotation, molecular function: sodium:sulfate symporter activity. Gene Ontology annotation, cellular component: membrane. Gene Ontology annotation, biological process: monoatomic anion transmembrane transport.
CCAGGAAGAAUUCUCCCAUUAAUUUGCUGAGAGAUUUCAUAUAUCUUCCUCUUGGAUUAAAGCUCUGGAUCGAGUCCUUUGUGGCUGCUGAAAAACUAAGCUGCUGUUCCAGAGCAAUGAAGAUUUUUAGAAAACUCUUGAUCUAUCGCCGGUUCCUGCUCAUUAUUUUUACUCCCUUUCUACUACUUCCAUUGCCACUCAUCAUCAAAACCAAAGAAGCAGAAUGUGCAUACACACUGUUUGUGGUGGCCAUCUUUUGGCUUACAGAGGCUUUGCCCUUGGCUGUUUCAGCAUUGCUUCCUGCUUUGAUGUUUCCAAUGUUUGGGAUUAUGGCUUCCAAAGAGGUGGCAUCUGCUUAUUUCAAAGAUUUUCACCUGCUAUUAACUGGAGUGAUUUGUUUGGCGACAUCCAUAGAAAAAUGGAAUUUGCACAAAAGAAUAGCCUUGAAAAUGGUGAUGUUGGUGGGAGUUAACCCUGCAUGGCUCACCCUUGGCUUCAUGAUCAGCUGUGCAGUCUUGUCAAUGUGGCUUAGCAACACCUCCACUGCUGCUAUGGUAAUGCCAAUUGUAGAGGCCGUGGCUCAGCAAAUCAUCAGUGCUGAAGCUGAAGCUGUAGAAAUGACAUAUACAAAUGGAGUCACCAAUCUUGCACUGGAACUUGAUGAAAAUAUUAAUGAUUGUGAAACAGUUGACUGGAAAGAGAAAACAAAACAAGCUCAUGGAUACAGCAAUGGUUCUGCUCAUCCCGCUCAUACUGUGUGCAACAUUGACAAGGAAAAGAAGCCAGAACCAAGUGAAACAGAAAGAAAAUAUCGAAACCAAAGGGACCACAUGAUAUGCAAAGUCAUGUGCCUGUGUAUUGCCUAUUCAUCUACCAUUGGAGGACUGACAACCAUCACUGGAACUUCAACCAACUUAAUAUUUGCUGAGCAAUUCAAUACGCGGUACCCUGCUUGCCAGUGCAUCAAUUUUGGAUCCUGGUUUAUUCUUUGCAUCCCUGUCACUAUUAUUAUACUGUUACUUUCUUGGGUUUGGCUCCAGUGGCUGUUCUUGGGUUUUGAUUUCAAAGAAAUGUUCCAGUGUGGCAGGCCAAAGUCAGCGAGGGAACAAGCUUCAGCCCAAGUGAUUAAAGAAGAAUACAAGAAACUUGGACCAAUAAGCUAUCCAGAAAUUGUCACCCUGGUGCUGUUUUUUCUAAUGGCCCUGUUAUGGUUUACGCGAGAUCCUGGAUUCAUUCCUGGCUGGGCUUCUUUUUUCCCAGAAUAUCCAGGUUUUGCUACAGAUUCUACAGCUGCCUUAAUCAUUGGCCUCCUCUUCUUCAUUAUUCCAGCAAAAACUUUGUCUAGAACAUCAAAUGGACAAAACAUUGUUUUUGAUUACACACCACUGAUAACUUGGAAAGAAUUUCAGGCCUGCAUGCCCUGGGAAAUUGCCAUUCUUGUUGGUGGAGGGUUUGCGCUGGCAGAUGGCUGUGAGGUCUCAAAGCUCUCAGCCUGGAUAGGAAGCAAAUUAACUCCUCUGGGAUCACUACCCAUAUGGCUGAUUAUCCUAAUAUCAUCCUUGAUUGUGACCUCGGUCACAGAAGUAGCCAGCAAUCCUGCUACAAUAACAAUCUUUUUGCCUAUUCUAGCCCCUUUGGCUGAAGCCAUCCAUGUGAAUCCCCUGUAUAUCUUGAUACCAACAACUCUCUGCACUUCAUUUGCAUUCCUGCUACCUGUAGCAAAUCCACCCAAUGCAAUUGUAUUUGCAUAUGGUCACCUGACAGUUAUUGAUAUGGUCAAAGCAGGCCUGGGUGUAAAUAUCAUUGGAGUUGCUGUUGUCAUGCUUGCUGUCAUGACAUGGGUUGCACCUUUGUACAAUCUCCAUACAUAUCCAGCCUGGGCACCCAUUCCUUCUCUUGUUAACAACACUGGACUAUAAACACAGAUCACCUGGCUCUUCUCCAUGUUUCUCCCUCCUAAAGCCACAAGCUGAUAGACCUGUAUGGCACAACUGUAU